CAAUUAGAAAGUUAAUGAGAAAACACUAAUUAGUUUUGUUAAUUAAGCCCAUAACACUCGAUGUUUCUUAUUAGCUCUUUUGAGUUUAGUAAAAAUGCAAAUGGCGUGUUGUAAAACGACAAUUCUGUUUGCUUUGAUCAGUGUUUCUGUGUUAUUGUGCGGUGUGAAGCCAGAAUUCGCACCCAAAAUGACAUCUAAGCCCUUACAUCCCGACUAUCAAUAUCCAAUAUCGUACAAAGACCAUGUCUACACUUCUCUGAGUGACAACGCUCGCGAUUUAUUUUUCGCUGUGAAUAUACAUCCUUCGUGUGUCGCAAAGAAAGGACAAUGCAUACCACGAGGGCGAUGUAUUGAGAAGAAAAUGUUAUACAUAUCACGUAUUUGUUAUGCCUUGGAUCGUGUCUGUUGUUACUCAGACUAUGUUAAAGAACCCCAAGUGGAACACAUCACUAAGUAUCCUCCACCUACUAUAAUACCUAAUACCGAAUCUGUAUAAGAUUGUAUUAUUACUGUUAACUGAUGUAAUAAACGACUUAAAAUUGAGUAACGUUUCAGUAUUCCGGCAUUAGGACCUUAGCAUGUGUGUGUAGCGGAAUGUUGCUCAAAAUUAGCAUGCUCAUUUCAGACAUGUUUACAAAUCGGUAAGCGUUCGAUUUUUAAACAAGAAACAUUUUUGAACGUGCUCAAUAGAAC
This is a messenger RNA of Spodoptera littoralis (African cotton leafworm), 693 nucleotides long. Lineage: Eukaryota; Metazoa; Arthropoda; Insecta; Lepidoptera; Noctuidae. The record is from the annotation of a GenBank genome assembly.